UUUACACUGUCCUCAAAAGGAUAUUUAGUAUCUUAAAGUCGUCCGACUACAAUUUUACAGUUUAUUUACACAGUGAAUCAAUCCCUUGGUGUUAUAGUAACGAGGUUAGGUUUCCAGAGACCUCUCGUGUGAUCUCGGGCUGCCCCGUGAUGCUGCAUAUUUUGCUUAUCAACAACAGCCAAGAGUAUUUUAUAAGCCUUCAUCUUAAAUUCCACUAAAACACUGGCUUACCAAGAAAGGAAGAAUGAAGCUGAGCAUCUUCACAGUUGAUGCCUUUGCACAGAAGCCUUUCACUGGGAAUCCUGCUGCGGUGGUUCCUCUCUCCCAGACUCUUCAAGACUCGGUUCUCCAGAACAUAGCCGGGGAACUGAACUUGUCCGAGACAGCUUACGUGAUUCCUGUGAAUGGAUCUGCGAAAACAGAUGAGAAUCUGCGCUGGGCUGAAAACAGUCGAUUCUCUCUGAGAUGGUUCACUCCUACGAAUGAAGUGCCUCUGUGUGGUCACGCCACCCUGGCCACAGCCCAUGUGCUCUUCCGCCAUCUUGGCAACACCAACAAGCAAAUCGAAUUCGAAACAAAAAGCGGAGUUCUGCUAGCAAGAAGGUCCGGAGAAAAGAUCGUACUAGAUUUCCCAAAAAAUCCUCCAUGCGAACUCCAUCCUACUCUCAAGGCUGACUUGGCCGGGCUGGUGAAGGCCAUAGCGAAUGAUAAUUUGCCCUUGAAGGAACUCAAGAUUUCACACGAAACGAAGAAGCUGCUGAUUCGUUUGGCUGACUCUUGUACGAGGAAGGACCUAGAGAGCCUAUGCCCCGACACUGGUCUCUUGAUGAGCCUCCAUGACGGUACCGUGAUCAAGGGAGUCGUGGUGACUCUCAGAGGACGACUACCUUUGGAAGAAGAAGAAGAGAAAGCGACAACUAACGAAGAACAAGCUAACAAGGAAUACCAUGUUCUAUCUCGCUACUUCGCUCCUUGGAAUGGUAUACCAGAGGAUCCGGUGACAGGAGGUGCUCACACUGUCUUGGCUCCCUACUGGUCUGAGGAACUUGGAAUAACUACGCUUAAAUGUCGGCAGUGUUCCCCCAGAGGCGGAGACUUGGAAGUUACGACUCGGAGUGACGGUCGAGUCGACCUGGCGGGAAGAGCCACUACCGUCAUUCAAGGAUCCAUAAAUAUCUGAAAGACUUCUGAAAGAUACUAAUGGAGGACUUUCUGCGAGUCGUUUGAAGGAUGCUGACUCAGAGGUUGAAGGCACGUUUACUGGAAUGGCGUUUUAAGUAAAAUAUCGCGUUGCUAAGCUUGUUUCAGUUGUGUUUACUUUGAUAAACAAUCUAUGAUGUAAAAAUUGUCGUCACACAACUACUAUGAGAUUCAGGGCUUCUGUAACACGGUUUUUUGGCAAUAACUUUUUAUUUAUGCAUUCCAUAGAUAUAACGCUUAUUCAGAAUACACAUUAUAUCUACACAUAAAUUUUGACUGUAUUCUGCAUUACGUAGGUUGAAUAAAUUUGGUACUUAUAAUGUAAAAGUGACUUUUUUUUUAAGACGGGCCAACUUACUCAGAGGUAAGGUUUCGAACGUACUCGUUACGUAACUUAUGACAGCAUUUCUUCCCUCUCUCUCGAUGGAUGAUUGGCUAUACGUAACGAAGGCUAUACCUCUGGCAACAAUGACAAAAAUUUAAAUACAAGCAAAGCAGUACACCUUUAUGAACUCUGAAUCCUCUCUACUGAUAAUUGUCAUAAUGGCCAAACCAACAAAAUAUGUUAAUAAAUACAAAAACACUUUGAUUAUCAGCCUAACUCCCAAAAUAAGUGUCCUAAGAAAUUAUAAUCUACUUUAUAGGUCACAAUCAGAUUGACAAGAUGUAGGGAAUAGUUGGUAAUUUUCAAAGACAUAGUAGACAAGCUUGAUUUGAUAACUGCUAAAUCCAAUGUCAAGCAAUUUUUAUUUAUCGGCUAUCUACCUAUUUACUAAAAAAAGAAAAAAAAUAGACGGUACCGUAUUUUGGCUUUAAACCUUCACCAAUAAUUAUCGUCAGAAUGAUGACUUCAUGAGGCUCCACCCACUUUGGCCUCUUUAUAAUUCAGGAUAACACUGAAGGCUAUCAUGGACAUUGUUGUAUUAGAAAAUCUAACUUCUGGCUAUAAAAACUUAUUUCUCGAGUAGUUGUAAGAAGUGCUAAACGUUUAAUUCAUGUAAUUGCUACUAUUACUAAUUUUGCGGCACUAAUGCUACAGUAGUAUUACUACGCUAGCACAGAUACCCCACCCACAUCUAUGUAUCGUUCCGCCAUUCAUAAGUCUUUAUAUCCAACAUGGUCGUACAGACUAAAGAAGAAGAAGAAAAAAUUAUAUCGGAUGAUCCGUUGGUCUGCUGGAGAUUUUAGCACAUAUAAGCUUGUUUUUACUUUGGAUAAAAAUCUUAUUUUAACAAAAAUAGUUAUAUAAAUACUGUUUACAUACAAUCUCUCUCUCUCUCUCUCUCUCUCUCUCUCUCUCUCUCUCUCUCUCUCUCUCUCUCUCUCUCUCUUGGUGGCAUAGUGAAUAGUUAAUGGAAAUGUUCAAAAUCCUGAAUGAGAUUACAAGUAUUAUAAUCACAUUACGCUAAAUACAAAUCAGACCAUAAACAUUGGAUUUAAACUAGAAACUGACUAAUUACCUAUUCAGGCUAUAGUAAGUAUGGCCACGGGCUUUUUCUUGACUGUAUAAAGUUGCAAGUCGUAAGACAAAUGCAGUUUUGCAACCACGGGGACAAUUCCAAAUCCUUUUAGCCAUUCUUGAUUACUAUGGGUUUCAGAGCCGAUGGAAUAAGGUGAAUGGGUUUCUGUCUGGUGGAUGGGUGGGGCAACAUUUCGUAAAACGAUGUUUACCUUGCUUACGUAAUGAAUGUUUUUCGACUCUUGGCUCGCAAUCAUUGGCCAUGGCGUCGGCUAGAUCAUUUUUACUUUAUAAAAAUUAAAACUAUCGGGUUUAGGUUAUUGAUAAUGCUGACAAAAUUUGCGUGUAGUUGUAAAUUAAACAUAUGUCAACUUUCAGCUACAUCCGAUGCUUUGAUAAGGAGUAAAAUCCAAAAAACCGUGUUACAGAGGCCCUGAAUCUCAUAGUAAGUAUAUAUACUUAGACGCGCACACAUUAUAAAUAUAUAUAUAUAU
Molecule: messenger RNA, 3153 nt
Organism: Macrobrachium nipponense
Lineage: Eukaryota; Metazoa; Arthropoda; Malacostraca; Decapoda; Palaemonidae
Product: phenazine biosynthesis-like domain-containing protein
Exons: 7
Coding region: 245-1180 (311 amino acids)
Biological process (GO): biosynthetic process
Cellular component (GO): cytoplasm
Molecular function (GO): isomerase activity
Source: RefSeq, a predicted model, not a curated record